AUGCCUUCAAUGUUGCAAAAUUCCUCAAAAAACAAGUAUGCUAAACUUUUGUAUCAAUAUUUUGUGAACCAUAUUAUCACCCUCACAUUCUUAACCAUCAUGGUUUGUAUCUUCGUAGAACUACUACGUUUAGGCCCUUAUGAAAUUCUCAAUCUUUUUAACUCCCUUAAGUUUGAUAUCAUACAUAUCCUAUGCUCUAUGUUUCUCAUCAUCUUUAUAUCAACAAUAUACUUCAUGUCUAAACCAUACACAAUCUACCUAGUCGAUUACGCUUGCUUCAAACCGCCGAUUACUUGUCGUGUUCCUUUCGCUACUUUUAUGGAACAUUCGAGACUAAUCCUCAAGGACAAUCCGAAAAGUGUCGAGUUCCAAAUGCGGAUGCUCGAACGGUCGGGCCUAGGAGAAGAAACAUGUUUGCCUGCGGCAAUCCAUUAUAUCCCGCCUAAUCCAACCAUGGAAGAAGCGAGACGUGAAGCCGAGCUUGUUAUCUUCUCGUCCAUGGAUUCGUUGUUUGUGAAAACUGGACUCAAACCUAAUAACAUAGACAUUCUUAUAGUCAAUUGCAGCCUAUUUUCUCCAACUCCUUCUUUGUCUGCCAUGGUGAUCAACAAAUAUAAACUUAGACGUAACAUUAAAAGCUUCAACCUCUCCGGAAUGGGGUGCAGCGCGGGCUUAAUCUCCAUUGAUUUAGCUCGCGAUCUUCUCCAAGUUUAUCCAAAUUCCAACGCGGUUGUUGUGAGCACAGAAAUCAUUACACCAAACUAUUACCAAGGAAAAGAAAGAGCAAUGCUUUUACCAAAUUGUUUAUUCAGAAUGGGUGGUGCUGCAAUUCUUUUAUCAAACAAAAGAAAAGAACACAAAAGAGCAAAAUAUAGAUUAGUUCAAGUUGUUAGAACACACAAAGGCGCCGACGAUAAAGCUUACCGUUGCGUUUUCGAAGAAGAAGACCGAGAAGGUAAAGUAGGAAUUUCACUUUCAAAAGAUCUCAUGGCUAUAGCAGGAGAAGCAUUGAAAUCAAAUAUAACAACUAUUGGUCCUCUUGUUCUACCAGCUUCAGAACAGUUACUCUUUCUUUUAACACUCAUUGGAAAGAAAAUUUUCAACCCUAAAUGGAAGGCUUAUAUUCCUGAUUUCAAGCAAGCCUUUGAGCAUUUUUGUAUUCAUGCUGGUGGCCGCGCCGUGAUCGAUGAGUUACAGAAGAAUCUUCAGCUAUCAUCCGAACACGUCGAGGCUUCGAGGAUGACGCUGCAUCGAUUCGGGAACACUUCUUCUUCGUCUUUAUGGUAUGAAUUAAACUAUAUUGAAUCAAAAGGAAGGAUGAAGAAAGGAGAUAGAAUAUGGCAAAUAGCUUUUGGAAGUGGAUUUAAAUGCAAUAGUGCUGUGUGGAAAUGUAACAGAAGCAUUAAGACACCCAUUGAUGGACCUUGGGAAGAUUGCAUUGAUCGUUAUCCUGUUCAUAUUCCUGAGAUUGUUAAGCUUUAA
This is a messenger RNA of Lathyrus sativus (Indian pea), 1482 nucleotides long. Lineage: Eukaryota; Viridiplantae; Streptophyta; Magnoliopsida; Fabales; Fabaceae. The record is from the annotation of a GenBank genome assembly.